UGGAACUUCAUUCAUGGUGAUGCUUUAACACGUCAUCGUCGAACCCACUUCAACGUCGCCAAUGUUCUCGAAACUUAUCAGCCACGAGCCAGAACCGAAGGACAUCUGUUUCAGCCAGAACCACCGACACCUGGCGAUGUGGCAGUAACACACUCGAGCGAAGAAGAAAGCAAGAAAACUGCUUUCACAGACCAGCGUGACGCGCAUUAUGCCGGAAUGUUCACGAUUGCGAUGCAGAGAAACAAAGAAAUGGAAAUGAUGGAUAAGAGUGCGACAGCGUGUUCUUCGUUGGACGUUGCCCAACUCCAAAAUGUCGAAUUGAAGCCUGCAGAUCCAGAACAAGACAAGAAGGAACACGAAGAGAAAAAGAAGAAGGAAACCGAGGAAUAUCUCAAGCAGUUUGACAAACCGUUCACCUGUUGA
Messenger RNA from Ostertagia ostertagi, 423 nucleotides. Lineage: Eukaryota; Metazoa; Nematoda; Chromadorea; Rhabditida; Trichostrongylidae. The record is from the annotation of a GenBank genome assembly.